GUUAUUACGGUAAUGUCUGGCUCCCUUUGAUUGUUUGCUGCUACGGGGUUUGUGAAAGCACGGAGCUCUGCGAUGUGCCUCCUCACUAUCCACUCUGCUCGCCGUAAUAACGGCUAACAUUUCACUCUGGAGACCGCGCCGCUUCCCGUUGUAAACUUUAGGGGACCCCACAGGACAUUUGGAAGAGCGGAGUAGUGGCAGCAGCAGCAUCAUCAUCAUCUUCUUCUUCAGUUGGGGUUAGGAGGAAGGUGUGAUCUCCACAUCUAAUCUAGUAUCUGUAUUCAUCAGGUGUGUGUGCACCAUGGCGUCUAAACCUCACCCUCCUCUGAUGAAGAAGCACAGUCAGACAGACCUGAUAAGCCGCCUGAAGAGCCGGAAGAUCCUUGGGGUCGGCGGCGAGGAUGAUGAUGGUGAAGUGCACCGCUCAAAGAUCAGUCAGAUGCUCGGAAAUGAGUUGAAGUUUGCAGUGCGAGAGCCUAUUGGGCUGAGGGUGUGGAUACUCAUCUCAGCAGUGGGUUUCACAGUUAUGGCCCUGAUGGCCCUGGUGUUUCCCAACCAGCUAUAUGAGGUUGUUUUCGAAGAGGAGCUCUCCACGACUAACAUCUCCAUUCGCCUUUAUGGAGGAGCACUGCUUAGCCUGGCCCUCAUCAUGUGGAAUGGUCUCUACACAGCAGAGAAGAUCGUCAUCCAGUGGACUCUGCUCAGUGAAGCCUGCUACUUUGCUGUCCAGUUUCUAGUGACAUCCAUCACCUUAAUGGAGAUUGGCAUCCUGCCCAAUUCUGCCAUCCUCCUGCUCCUCAGUCGAGUGCUCUUCCUGGUGGUCACCAUGGCUUACUACUACCACCUGGGCCGUAAGCCAAAGAAGAUCUGAGCUGACUGUGUGAUGCUUCCAGGGAGGGGACAGCUGAGCACAGAUCACAAACGUGGGGUCAGAAGGUUUGGAAUAUCAUUUAAUUGGGGCUUGGAGCAUUACCUUGCCAGUGGAUGCCCCCUUCCAUAUUCAACAAAUGAGCACAGUCUCACAUUCCAGACUCUACAACAAAAACAAGAAACCUCAUAGUGAAAGUGAAUUACUCUUUCACUGGGCUGUGAGGUCAAGCCCCUCUUGACACACGUCCCUCCUUUGUGCAGUUCUGAGUGCUGUCAUUAUAAAGAAGAAGCUAGCAGUUUGUAGUGCAUUGCGUUCUUGUGUCACCUAGUUAUAUGAUUUAAUAUGUACAGUACAGCGUAAUUUCAAACAUCCGACUAUGUUCAUGUACAGCUACAUGAUUUCCAGAUUUCGUAUUUAGUGUUAUCUGAUUUUAAAAAGUUGCAUCUUGACACCACUUCUUAAUCACACUCAAGGAUCACGAGUUUGUGCUAUAAUGUGUUCCCUGUUUGAUGCUGGUGAUGUCAUCUCAUACUGUAUGUAUGCUGAAGUGAAGCCUGAAUAUCUGUGCUCUAGCAUGAUUCUCUGACAGCUCUCCAGUAAACACAUUAGAUGGAUAAAUGAUUAACUCUGCUUAGUGUAAGAUUCAGGUGCAGUCAGAUAAGCUAAACUUAGCACACUGAGGAGACGCCUAAAGGUCAGUUUUUACCCUCAGUCAUGCCCAUCAAUCAUAUUCAGAUUUAGACUACCCAAAAAGAAAUGCUGAAUCUAAACAUUUUUCAGGGAUGAAGUGAUGUUUUUUUUUUUAAUUCCUUGAGGGAUCAGUCAAGAAGUUCUACCAAAGUGAAUAGGAAUUGUUUUGUACAGAAUAUUUACACUACUGAGAUUAAUAAAUGUAAUGUAGAUAAAUGCACAUGUGAACUGACUCAUAGAAGAGAAACAGUGUAGUUCUCUCCUUGUUGUGUGUGCACUGGUAGGCAGGACUUCAGCCUGAGAGAUUUUACAGAAAGUAUUUAACAUUCUGACCUUUACUGUAAAGCUAGUGUCACAAGCCGAGCAUGUCAGUGUGCAGGGCAAACACACCUGAGCUGGUUCCUCUUUAGUGAUGUAGCACAGUUUUUUACAUACACCAUAUCCUUAGCCUUGCCUUAAAACUACUUAAAAGAACAGUCAUCAACACUGCAUCCAACCUGUAUAUAUGUAAAUAAAAGUAUUUACAAGUAUGUGGUGUUCUUGUGAACCGAACAGGGAACUUGUUCAGUAUUAGUUAAAUGAUUUUCAAAGGUUGAUCUUUCUCUUGGCUUGUCUUAUUUUGUACCUAUUUAAGCGACAUUUGUGUUUUUGACGUCUUGCAUGCAAUAUAAUCCAGCAAAGGAAAUAGCUCAAACUGUGUAGCAAGCUGCCACCAACUUAAUGGUGGUGAAUAGAUGCAUUAGCUAAAAAUGGCAAAAAGCCUAAAAAGGAAAUUUUAAUUUAGAAAGCAGUUAAACUACAUGUCCUUUAAAACAGAUAUAACCCAACACUUGACAGUUUUCACCCAUUCGGUAAGUUCAAUAAAUGUUCUACCUCCCAAUACGCCGUCAGGUAAGCUCAGUGUUUCAGAGCUACGUCAGCUAUGCUAAUUUGUCAACUCUGAUCUCUGCAACUCACUCUUCAGCACCAAAGGCCAGACACUCUAAAGAUAGUCGACUGAUUUUUGUAAAUUUUACGUGAAACAUACUGUGGGUCUCCUCCAAAGGUGGUCCAUAUUGUUGCAAAUGACCAUGUUCAGUCCUGCUCUAGCAGGGAGUGGUCCUGAGGUCAGAGUGAUUGAGGGUUUGCAGUUGCAGUCCAGCGCUGAAGGCAGAUGGGCUUGUUACUUGGGUGAGUUUUCAGUUCAGAUAGGGAACGUGAAACAUGGGUGAGGUCUCCCGUACUCCUGAAACAUUGUAAUUAUCCCUUUUCCAGUGUUUAAUUAGAUGCAGCUCUCCCGAGUGACAUUGUGUGCCCCAACCUACUGCUCUGUCCUGACUAGCAUGGUAAUUAUGGAGUUCAAGAAAAAUGUCAUUCCAUUUCCGUCGAUACUACAGGCCUCAAAUCAUCAGCCUUGUGAAAUGUUCAAAGGUCUGUAAAGCAGGUUAUUUUAGGAGAGAUGGGCAGAAGAAGGGAGGCAAAGAAAUAGCUUUCAUCCUCCGGGUUCUCUGACGCAAAUUAGUCAAAAUAUUACAUUGGUAAAUUGAGCUAUUCAUUCCCUCUGAUGUAGAUCCAUCAUACUGUUUGUACUGUUGUGAAUAGCAUACCAGGUCAAACUGUUUCAAGUUGUAGCAUUGUGUUUUUAUGUAUAUAUGUGCUAUAUUGUACCUCAAAAAUGAAUUAUGGAUUUCCACUGUUUAGUUUGAAAUAAAGGACACUAUUGUUUAUUUUGAAGACUUCAAA
Molecule: messenger RNA, 3283 nt
Organism: Siniperca chuatsi (mandarin fish)
Lineage: Eukaryota; Metazoa; Chordata; Actinopteri; Centrarchiformes; Sinipercidae
Product: tumor protein p53-inducible protein 11-like
Exons: 8
Coding region: 302-871 (189 amino acids)
Source: RefSeq, a predicted model, not a curated record